AUGCUGCUGUCGGAGUCGUGCGUGCCGCUGCAUGGCCCGGACGUCGUGUACCUCCAGCUCAUGUCUGAGACGAAGAGCAGGCUGCAAGCGUGCAUUCCGGACAACACAAGGCAUAAUAAAAGGUGGCAGGCACUCAUAACGACGCCCCACCUGUCCGUCCGGCAUUUCAGAAAGAGCUCCCAGUGGAAGGUGCUCAGUCGGAGUCACGCUGAGCUGGUGGUCGCAGACCGGCAUGUGAAGGAAAUGUUCCGACGGCAUUGCUAUAUCUUCAACAGCACGCAGUGCUUUGUCGACGAGCACUAUAUCCCCACCCUCAUCAGCUCUUACGGCCUGGACAAUGAGACCGAUUGCAUUGGGCGCCCGACGUACGCUGAUAUGUAUGGAGGACAGCACCCACGGAGAAUCCUCCCAAAGCAAGUGAAUACGACGCUUGUGAAGAAGAUGCAAGGAGCCAGCGAGAGUUUCUGCGACGUUCCUCGAGCUAGGGUGUCGGCAUUGAAGCUGCUCACUGGCCUGAACACCACGGGCUGUGCUCGAGGUCCUGAGGAAGCUGUAAUUGCGGAUGCUCCACAGUUGAAUCAGAGGGAAAUGGAGCAAUCUGAUAAUUGGGUGGUGCAACGCGGAUACCGUCCUCUGAGUUACAGGUGCCCACUGUUCGGGAGGAAAUUUGUACCACAGGCGCUGAAAGCCACGUUGAGAGCACUGCUGUCCUGCCAGGGAGCGGCGUUGGGGUCUUGGUGCUAG
This is a messenger RNA of Ostreobium quekettii, 744 nucleotides long. The record is from the annotation of a GenBank genome assembly. NCBI's taxonomy places the organism in Eukaryota, Viridiplantae, Chlorophyta, Ulvophyceae, Bryopsidales, Ostreobiaceae.